Messenger RNA from Trifolium pratense (red clover), 2086 nucleotides. Its product is annotated as pentatricopeptide repeat-containing protein At2g45350, chloroplastic. The coding region runs from base 97 to 2067 and encodes 656 amino acids. Gene Ontology annotation, biological process: RNA modification. NCBI's taxonomy places the organism in Eukaryota, Viridiplantae, Streptophyta, Magnoliopsida, Fabales, Fabaceae. Gene Ontology annotation, molecular function: protein binding; RNA binding. The transcript has a single exon. The record is from RefSeq and is a predicted model, not a curated record.
AAUAAUACACCAUGACCAUACCUUUUCCCUCAAAAACAAAGAUAACCUUAUCCAAAAUGAAACACAAACAAACUUUUUGUGAAGGUUGAAAAUGUAAUGACAAAUAAUGCUAAACCUAAACCUUCUUUAGCUCCAAAAAAUAAAACACUAUCUAGAUUUUUUUUGAAUAAAACAUUGAUGCUUGUGUGUGCUAAUUCAUCAUCACACCAACCAUGGUCUUCAACAAUUCCAACAUUGAUUAUGCUCCAAAAAUUCACAACCAAACAACACAUGAAUCAAAUCCAUGCACGUUUAAUAACAACAGGAUUCAUCAAAAACACUUCACUUACAACCAAACUUAUCCUCACUUUUAUUUCUUCACCCCAUAAACCUCUCAUUGAAUUUGGUCGUUACAUUUUCAUCAAGAAUCAUGCUUUUUGUGAUUUUAAUGACAGAGAUGAUGACCCUUUUCUCUGGAAUGCUGUUAUCAGGUCUUAUUCUCAUGGUAGUGAUCCAAAAGGGGCACUUUUUUUGUUGUGCUUGAUGGUUGAAAAUGGGGUCUUUUUGGAUAAGUAUACUUUUUCACUUGUUUUGAAAGCUUGUUCUAAGAUGGGUUUGAUGAAAGAAGGAAUGCAGAUUUAUGGAUUGUUGUGUAAGACAGAUAUUGGGUCUGAUUUGUUUUUGCAAAAUUGUUUGAUUGGGUUGUUUAUGAGAUGUGGGUGUGUUGAAUUUGCAGAGCAAGUGUUUGAUAGAAUGUGUAAGAGGGAUUCUGUUUCUUAUAACUCGAUGAUUGAUGGGUAUGUGAAAUGUGGGUUAAUUGGAAAAGCGUGUGAAUUGUUUGGUGAGAUGGGAAUGGAAGAGAAGAAUUUGAUUACCUGGAAUUCAAUGAUUAGAGGAUAUUUGAGAUGUGGUGAAGAUGAUGAUGGGUUGAGGUUUGCUUGGAAUUUGUUUGUUAAAAUGCCGGAGAAAGACUUGGUUUCUUGGAAUACGAUGAUUGAUGGUUGUGUGAAGCGUGGGAACAUGGAUGAUGCUCAGGUGUUUUUUUAUAUGAUGCCGGAAAGGGAUUUGGUUAGCUGGGUUACUAUGAUUGAUGGUUAUGCUAAAUCCGGAGAUGUUGUUGCUGCGAGGAGUUUGUUUGAUGAAAUGCCAAGGCGAAACGUCAUUUGUUGUAAUUCAAUGAUGGCUGGCUAUGUUCAAAAUGGGUAUUGCGUCGAGGCUUUGAAGCUGUUUUAUGAUAUGAGAAAGGCCACAGAUAUGUUACCGGAUGAUACGACGUUGUUGAUUGUUCUUACAGCAGUCGCGCAAUUAGGACGUGUAGAGGACGGAGUUGCGAUACAUGGAUAUUUAAUGGACAGUGGUUACUCUCUGAGUGAUAAUCUCGGUGUUGCCCUGAUUGACAUGUAUUCCAAAUGUGGAAGCAUCGACAAUGCUAUCUCAGUGUUCGAGAAUAUUGAACAAAAAUGUGUUGAUCAUUGGAAUGCUAUGAUUGGUGGUUUAGCUAUUCACGGAAUGAGUGAAUUGGCUUUUGAUUUUUUCAUGGAAAUGGAAAGGCUUUGUAUUAUACCUGAUGAUAUCACAUUCAUCGGAGUAUUGAGUGCAUGUAGGCAUGCUGGAAUGUUGAAAGAAGGACUUAUAUGUUUUGAGCUUAUGCAAAAAGUAUACAAGCUACAACCAAAACUGCAACACUAUGGAUGCAUGGUAGAUAUGCUUAGCCGUGCCGGACAUGUCGAAGAAGCUAUGAAACUCGUCCAAAAGAUGCCGAUUGAACCUAAUGAGGUGAUUUGGAAGACUUUGCUUAGUGCUUGUCAAAUUCAUGAAAACGUCUAUAUAGGAAAGGUUAUAGCUCAACAAUUGAUUCAACUAAAGUCAUGCAGUGCAAGUUCUUAUGUGAUCUUGUCUAAUAUCUAUGCUAGUUUGGGAAUGUGGGAUAAUGUUAGAAAGGUUAGGAUAGAAAUGAAAGAAAGAAAUUUAGGGAAAAUUCCAGGUUGUAGUUGGAUUGAAUUGGAGGGAAAUGUUCAUAAGUUUUGUGUACAAGAUAGGACACACCCUCAUGUUAAUGAGAUUUAUUCUCUGUUAAGUAGUUUGUAAAUUCUUAAUUUGAAGCUCA